AUGUUUACAAAAUUUCAAGAUCAUCCUGUACUUAAUGAUCGUUAUCUACUUUUAAGUCUGAUUGGUAAAGGUGGUUUUAGCGAAGUACAUAAGGCCUUCUGCUUAAAAGAACAACGUUAUGUUGCUGUUAAAGUUCAUCAACUAAAUAAAGAAUGGAAAGAAGAAAAGAAAGCAAAUUAUAUCAAACAUGCUUUACGUGAAUGUGACAUUCUUAAAACACUUGAUCAUCCUCGUAUUGUUCGUCUUUAUGAUGUAUUUGAAAUCGAUACAGAUUCAUUCUGCACAGUUCUAGAAUAUAUUGAAGGAAAUGAUAUAGACUUUUUCUUAAAACAACAUAAAGUUAUACCUGAAAAAGAAGCACGUUCUGUUGUUAUGCAAACUGUAAGUGCAUUACGUUAUUUAAAUAAUGGUAUCAAGCCGCCUGUAAUACAUUUUGAUCUUAAACCGGCAAAUAUUCUCUUGGGUUCGGGUACAAGUAGUGGCGAAAUAAAAAUAACAGAUUUUGGUUUAAGUAAACAAAUGUGUGAAGAUACAUAUGAUCCUGAACAUGGAAUGGAUUUAACAUCACAAGGAGCUGGAACUUAUUGGUAUUUACCACCUGAAGUAUUUGUUCAAGGACCAAAUCCACCUAAAAUCUCAUCAAAAGUUGAUGUAUGGAGUUUAGGUUGUAUCUUUUUUCAAUGUUUAUAUGGACGAAAACCUUAUGGCCAUAAUCAAUCUCAAGCUGCUAUACUUGAAAAUCAAACUAUAUUAAAAGCUAAAGAAAUUGAAUUUCCAGCUAAACCAAUUGUAUCCGAUGGAGCUAAAACAUUCAUAAAACGAUGUUUAACAUAUAAUGUUCGUGAUCGGCCUGAUGUGAAUCAAUUAGCUGAUGAUGAAUAUUUACGUUCAUAUCCAAAACGUACGACAACAAAUGCAUCAGCUCGAACAGCUCAAUUAACGAUGAAUGAUGGUUCAAAUUAA
This is a messenger RNA of Rotaria sp. Silwood2, 963 nucleotides long. The record is from the annotation of a GenBank genome assembly. Lineage: Eukaryota; Metazoa; Rotifera; Eurotatoria; Philodinida; Philodinidae.